Molecule: messenger RNA, 1421 nt
Organism: Pogoniulus pusillus (Red-fronted tinkerbird)
Lineage: Eukaryota; Metazoa; Chordata; Aves; Piciformes; Lybiidae
Gene: DYNC2LI1
Product: dynein cytoplasmic 2 light intermediate chain 1
Exons: 13
Coding region: 202-1257 (351 amino acids)
Biological process (GO): intraciliary retrograde transport; intraciliary transport involved in cilium assembly
Cellular component (GO): ciliary basal body; cytoplasmic dynein complex; axoneme
Molecular function (GO): dynein heavy chain binding
Source: RefSeq, a predicted model, not a curated record
AACUGCACUGCAACCGCGACCGCCUGGCCGCCGUCACCACGGACAGGCUGGAAGCAGGGGGCGGUUCGUGGCACCGCCCCCCUGGGACGCGACUUCCGUCCCCUCACGCCCACUCGCUCCGCCCCGACGGAACUACAUCUCCUGGCGUGCCCUGUGCGGUUCCCAUGGCGACGGGGAGGCAGGCCGGGGCCCUGUGGCGCGAUGGCCAAGGGCAGUGAUACUUUGUGGGAUCUUGCUAUAGCUGAAGUGGAGAAGAGAGAAAACCCUGACGAUGAUGGCAAGCGUCUGGAAUUUGGGGAAAAAUCGCUAUUAUUUAUGGGAAACAAGAACGGGGGGAAAACCACUAUUAUACUGAGGUGUCUUGAAAGGGAAGAGACUCCAAAGCCAACAUUAGCUUUGGAAUACACUUUUGGAAGAAAGGCAAGGAGACACAAUGCACCUAAAGAUAUCGCUCAUUUUUGGGAACUAGGUGGUGGAACUUCAUUACUGGAACUGAUUCAAAUACCAGUCACUAGCAACAACAUAAAGUCGCUUGCUGUAGUUCUUGUAUUGGACCUGUCCAAACCUAAUGAACUCUGGCCUACUGUGGAGAAGCUCCUGCAGGUCACCAGGAACCACGUGAACAAAAUCUUAACCAAACUAGAAAAGACAAAUCCUGAAGUAGCUACUGAAAUUAAACAGAGGAUGUGGAACAAUCUGCAGAAGGAUCAUCCAGAUUAUGAGUUAAUUGAUCCUUUUCCAAUACCCUUGUUGAUAAUUGGAAGUAAAUACGACAUUUUUCAUGAGUUUGACUCUGAAGUGAGGAAAAUAAUAAGCAAGACACUUCGAUUCAUUUCGCAUUAUAAUGGAGCAUCAUUAGUGUUUACCAGUAAGUCUGAGGCUCUCCUGCUGAAAGCCCGUGUUCUUAUUAGUCACUUGGCAUUUGGCUAUGAUAAAAGCAAGUCUCUAUCAGUGGAUCACAGCAAACCUCUGUUUAUACCAGCAGGACUGGAUUCACUGAGCCAAAUAGGACCACCACCUGCCCCUGACAGUGAUAUUGGAAAGAUGUCUGCAAACACACCUUUGGAGCUAUGGAAAAAAGUGUUUGAGAAAACAUUUCCUCCCAAGAGGUUCUGUGAUUUACAAGACACCAACGACCCUGCACAAGAUUUACAGUAUGCUGAGUAUGAAGUUGAUGUCAUGAGAGCUCAGAAAAAACAGGAACUUGAACACUACAGAAGAAAUGCCUCUCAAUCCUGGAAAGAAAUGGAUUUUUGACUCCAGUGAAGUGCUCUAGGUGUCUCCAGUUUAACAUGGGCAAAAUUAAUCAUUUUAACAUUCCAAGCAGUUUAAUCUGAUGCAUUUGACAAUGUCAGAUAUCAAAUUACAUUAAUAUUUAUGGUGCAUUUCUAUUAUUAUUUGUAAUAAAAAUAUAUCUUUAA